AUGGUGGCUCUGCAGUCACGAAGGGGCCAUGUGCAGCCAUGUGUUCCUUGGACAGCCCUCACCCCCAGCGUGCAGGAGAGGCAGGAGCUGCGUGAGCCAGAGGAGGCGUCUCUCCUUUGCAGCCUACAGCACCAGUUCCCCCCCAGGGAGCUCUGCCAGGUUGUCCAAAAUCUGUGUGCUCUGGUCCGAGAUGACAAGCUGGUGAGGCAGGAGGCUGCCUGCAUGGUGGCCUGUCACAAGAACAACCUCACCCCCCUACAAAUAAACAGGCACACCAUGCUGGGGACCCACUGCAAUGACUUAGGGGGAAACUGCUUCUUUAACUCUAAGGACAAAUUCUCUUUUGAGUUUGACCACCUGUGUAGGGUAAUCAGCAAACUGCAGCUGCACGGUGUGAUGCUAGAGGAGGAGCUGUGGUGAGAGGCCCUUCAUAAGGGCAUGGAGGUAGGGAGCUGCCAUUUCUUUGUGGGGAACUGCUGCUGGUUUAAGAAAACCCUGGGGAAGAGACAGCUGUUUGUGUCCUACAUUGAAACUCAUCAGCACCAGCCUUGAAGUCACUGGAACAACCUUUGGAAGUCAGGCUGGACUUUUGCCCUGACUCCACCCACAGAGAUCACAGGGAUGUUUCUCCUCCAGAUACACUACUUCAAAGAUGCCAACCUCCAUGUGACUAUCAGCAAGUCUGUGAGUGAGAGUUUAAGUGUAAUAGACUAAAGUCAGUUUGCCUCAGGUUUUGUGACAUUUGUGAAAGCUGAGGACACCCAAGUUUCAACUGCUGUUCUGGAAAACAUUCAGGCUUUGUCAGAGGAUAUAUGUGAGAAGAAUCUGUGGAGGAAAGUCCCUUUUACUUGCAUUUUUAUGAACUGGAAUAAACUAUUGAAUGAUCAGCGUCUGAACACCAGUGUCUCCAAUACAGAAGUGCCUCCAUGCUUUAUUUCUGGAUUACUCAGGAGAGUGCAGAAACUAUUGUCCAUCAAUCACCACUUGGAAAAUAAGUCAG
Messenger RNA from Antrostomus carolinensis (chuck-will's-widow), 1000 nucleotides. Its product is annotated as F-actin-capping protein subunit alpha-3-like. Gene Ontology annotation, cellular component: F-actin capping protein complex; cortical cytoskeleton. Lineage: Eukaryota; Metazoa; Chordata; Aves; Caprimulgiformes; Caprimulgidae. Gene Ontology annotation, molecular function: actin filament binding. The record is from RefSeq and is a predicted model, not a curated record. Gene Ontology annotation, biological process: barbed-end actin filament capping; actin cytoskeleton organization.